Phytophthora infestans T30-4 is the source of this 495-nucleotide messenger RNA. RefSeq lists its product as uncharacterized. The record is from RefSeq and is a predicted model, not a curated record. The transcript has 2 exons. NCBI's taxonomy places the organism in Eukaryota, Oomycota, Peronosporomycetes, Peronosporales, Peronosporaceae. Bases 1 to 495 code for a protein of 164 amino acids.
AUGGCGACAUUCAAGCAGUCCAAGCAGGACCGAGGGUUGGAGCAGAUGCCGCCCGAGUACCACGUGCACGAGUCUCCGCUGUUGGAGGAUUCCGUCUUGGGGGCGCUGGUGAACACAAUGGAGCCGUCAUCUCUGGUCAAAUUGGACGCGUUCUCACUGCCGACGUCGUUCGCGCUGCUGUUCGAACCAGAGCUGCUCAUGCCGACGGCUGCUUCUGCGCGUACCACAACUGUGAGAUGCUAUCCUGCUACUGUGAGAUGCUACUUGCUACGGUCUGCCAGUGUCCAGUGCCAGACGUCAUUGCCACAGCCCAAGACACUGGCAAUACCAGUACUACCGAUCCAACCUACAAUCCUACGCGUGUCUAUGCAUGUACUGCAUCCCGGCGUACCGGUCUGCAACGCGCUCACGUGCGAGCGGCGUGCGGAAGAUACCAAGGACUGUAUGAAGGACGACAUUGGUGGCGGUGAGCAACUGCAACUGCGUUGCAGGUGA